Pelagomonas calceolata is the source of this 859-nucleotide messenger RNA. Lineage: Eukaryota; Pelagophyceae; Pelagomonadales; Pelagomonadaceae. The record is from the annotation of a GenBank genome assembly.
AUGGCGCGACUCGUGUGGGCAUGCAGCCUCGCACUCUGCGCAGGCUUCCAGCCGCCGCGCCUUACGCCGCCGCCGCGGCACACCAUGCAGGCCGACGCGGCCAGCAUCUUGGACAGCACGCUGUCGCUCGCCAACUCCGAGGAGUUUUUGGGGGGCAUCGUCGGCUUCUUACCGCUCAUCGCAAGACCCAGUGCGUAAAUCAUGACCUCACGCCAUCGACGCGACGCCAGCUCGAUGGCACGGCACACAGGCGAUCCCCGGCGUGCUCGUCGGCAUCCCGUUCCUCGUGUUCAACCGCCUGAAAGACUUGGAAGGAGACGCCUACACGGAGACGGUCUUCACGGACAAGCAGCCUCCCCGGCGGCCCGGGGCCGAACCCGUCGUGCGAAAGAAGGACAUCGACAUGUCCUACGCGGAGCUCGAGCAAAAGUACGGCGAGGCGACGCUCUUCAAAGAUGACGCGCCGCCGAAACCGCCGGUGAACGAGCCCUUCGCGCUGCCGGAAUUGCCGUCGUUUCCGAGCUUCGGCGGCGACGCGCCCGCGCCGCCAAAAUACGAGGCGCCACCUUCCCAACCGGAGGAGGAGUUCGCCCUCCCGGAGCUCAAGCUCCCUUCGUUACCAUCCUUUCCGUCCUUCGGCGGCGGCGCCGCGGCGCCGCCGCCGCGAUACGACGACGCGGCGCCGGCGCCGCCCGAGGAGGAGUUCAAGCUCCCCGAGAUCUCCCUGCCGUCGUUCCCGAACCCGUUCGGCGGCGGCGCGCCGCCCGCGCGGGAGCCCGUCUUCGCCGACGAGGAGGAGGACGAGCCGGCGGCCGAGGAGCCGUUCAAGCUGCCCGAGGUGAAGUUUCCCUGGCAGUGA